AUGCUUCAAGCACAAAAUAAAAUCUAUAAUAAACAUAAAAAUAAUUUUAAAUAUUCUGAAUUACUUAACCAGCCAAUUGUUUUUAAGUACUUAUGUGGACUCACAGUUGAACAAUUUAGUUUACUUUUAAAUUCUGUUCAACCAUAUACUCACUUAAUUCCAUAUCCUGACUGCAAGAAUAACUCUAAUCGAAGAUUGAUCGAUUUACCAACUGAACUGUUAUCUGUUCUUACAACAUGUCGACAUGGACUCAAUCAAGUUAUGUCAUACAUUUUAAAUAUAUCAAAGUCGACUACUCAAAGAAUAUUUAUAGGAUGGGUUAUAUUUCUGUCAACCAUACUCAAUGAAAUCGAUUUAAAGCCAGAAUCUGGUUUUUUUGUAAAAAAAAUGCCAAAAAGUUUUAUUGAAACUGAACAUGGUCUCACUGAUUUAAUUAUUGAUGCAACUGAGUUUAAAUUCCAAAGUGCUUCAAACUUUGAGCUAAAUUCUUUGAUGUUUUCUAAUUAUAAGAAUACCCAAACAGGAAAAGCUUUGAUUGGAAUAGCACCACACGGUGGCGGCAUAUUAUUUAGUGAUAUAUAUCCAGGCUCUAUCUCAGAUUCAGAUCUAACAGAAAAAUCCGAUACUAUUCUGUUUGUAGAGAAAGAUCAUGAGAUUAUGAGUGAUAGAGGUUUUUCAAUACAAGAGUUUUGCGCAACAAAGGGAAUAACAUUAUAUCGUCCAAAACAGAAAGAUUCUGAUCAAUUUUCUCAAGUUGAUGUGGCCCGUAACUUUGACAUAGCUUCAACACGUAUUCACGUUGAAAGGUACAUUAUGGGAAGAAUAUGGGAUUGGGGAAUUAUGAACACUGUGUGGCCCAUAAAUAGAAUGGAUUUGUUAUCUUCAACACGGCAAAUGUUAGCACACAUUGUAAAUUUAACAAUGCCUCCUAUAGGACCAAAAAAAUAG
Molecule: messenger RNA, 948 nt
Organism: Hydra vulgaris (swiftwater hydra)
Lineage: Eukaryota; Metazoa; Cnidaria; Hydrozoa; Anthoathecata; Hydridae
Source: RefSeq, a predicted model, not a curated record